This is a messenger RNA of Protopolystoma xenopodis, 237 nucleotides long. The record is from the annotation of a GenBank genome assembly. NCBI's taxonomy places the organism in Eukaryota, Metazoa, Platyhelminthes, Monogenea, Polystomatidea, Polystomatidae.
GCUCCACUUCGUAACCUCAGAAUGCUUCCCGAAUCUACUGAGCCUCAGGCUCUACUUCGCGCUCCUGAUUUCGUUCGUAAUCUCCCACUCCAACAAGUCCUGUCUUCAGGUCAGGUCUUACCCAGUCCCACCUCACCUCCUUGCAAUGCCAAUUCGCUCAGACAACCCACAAGUCUGCUGAUGGAACAAAUCAAUCCAUCAGAUAGAAUGGUAGGCUAUGUUGAUUUAUUUUUCUAA